Messenger RNA from Mytilus trossulus (common blue mussel), 1452 nucleotides. RefSeq lists its product as uncharacterized. The coding region runs from base 142 to 1437 and encodes 431 amino acids. The record is from RefSeq and is a predicted model, not a curated record. The transcript is spliced from 8 exons. Lineage: Eukaryota; Metazoa; Mollusca; Bivalvia; Mytilida; Mytilidae. Gene Ontology annotation, molecular function: 2-oxoglutarate-dependent dioxygenase activity.
AUAACAAUUUGUCUUUUUAUCUCAAAUUCAAUAAUAUCAACUGCAUAUAAUAGAUCGACGUGGCGAAAAUAUACAAAAAUAUCAACGUAAGACCGGAACUGAUGAUUCAGUAGACAUUUUUACAGACAACUAGUAGUAAUAAUGAAUUCGUUUGCGGCCUUUUGUACUUACUUGUUUAUACUUAGUGAUAUUUGGAAUAUAUUUGAAUGCAAAGUAGGAUUUCAUAAAGACAUGUCUAUGGAUAUUGCAUUCCCACCGGUCAUCAAGCAUACAUCAUCAUCUGCCAUCCCACUUGGACAUCUGAGACCUUUAGGAUAUCAACGGAAACCAGCUGGUAAAGUGAAAGAAAUCUUAGACAUGCCCGAUGCCCAUUCAUUUGAGAUGAAAUAUGUCAAACAAAGUCGACCUGUUGUAAUACGGGAAGCACUAAAAGACUUACCGGUAUUUAAUACUUGGAAAGAAGAUAAAUAUUUAAAGGACAAAUUUGGUAAUCUGAGUAUAACAACAACAAUAAAGAAACAGUUACAAAGACGAGUUCAGAGCCUUAUGCAGUUCAAAAAAUUUCUUCUAGAUUAUAUGUACGAUGACUGGUGGCUUGCGACCACGAUGCCAAAAGAAAUGGCAGAUGAACUUCCUCUUCCCGACUGUUUACGGUGUGGCUCCUACAGACAAAGAUUACAGGAAGCAGAACUGUGGAUGAGCAGUGGCGGGACAGCUUCAUUACUCCAUAGUCAUGACGACCAUAACAUACAUUGUGUUCUGUUUGGAAGGAAAGAUUUUAUUGUGAUAGAUGAACAAUACAAAUCGUCUUUUGAUUAUACAGAGAAGUACCACAAUGCCGGCUCUGGAUUCUCCAAGUUAGACAUGGAUAUGAUAAACAUGUUCAAAAAUAAAGACAUCGCUAAUAUACCAUGGUCGUAUGCCACAAUAAAUCAGGGAGACUGUAUACUCAUCCCAGCUGGUUAUUUACAUCAGGUCAGGUCAUAUGGUCGUGGUAUUUCCUUCAGCAUAUUAUUUGCUCCAUCGAAGGUGUUUGAUUCAUCAGAUUGUAAGCUUACCACUGAUGAAAAUGGACAGAAGAAAGAAGAAAAAUUGUCUGAUGCAGCAUAUGUUUGGGUUGUUAGAGAUUCUAAAAGGCAAAUAUCUGCAAAGAACAUGGAACCAUCUAUUUUGAAGAAAUACCUUGAUAUAUUAUUGAGGGCUGAUGAUGAAAUUCACUAUGAAAAAUUUGAACAUUUCUUUGAAGAUGCUUUGGAACAGUAUCCUGACCAUACCUCAGCCAGAGAGGCAUUCGAUGUUCUAACAGAUAAACCUGGACAGACAGAGCUGACCAGAGACCAAUUGGAAAAUAUAAAACCCAACAAACUCGUACACCUUUCUAGAAUAUUUAAUGAUGCACGUACCAAACAAGGCAACUUUGUACGUGACGAACUUUAAACAAUAAUAUUAAAA